This is a messenger RNA of Trichomonas vaginalis G3, 858 nucleotides long. Its product is annotated as ribosome biogenesis. Gene Ontology annotation, biological process: ribosome biogenesis; ribosomal large subunit assembly; cytoplasmic translation. NCBI's taxonomy places the organism in Eukaryota, Parabasalia, Trichomonadida, Trichomonadidae. Gene Ontology annotation, molecular function: large ribosomal subunit rRNA binding; structural constituent of ribosome. The coding region runs from base 1 to 858 and encodes 285 amino acids. Gene Ontology annotation, cellular component: cytosolic large ribosomal subunit. The record is from RefSeq and is a predicted model, not a curated record. The transcript has a single exon.
AUGAAUGUUACAGCCUCCCAGCUCCUUAACAUCCGUGCUGGUGUCGCCGAACUCGGUGCUGAAGUCCUCGUUGGUAAGAACUCACUCAUGCGCCGUGCUGUUCAAGAACUCAAGGAAGAAAUGCCAAGCCUUCAGCAGCUCAAAAAGCAUCUUUAUAAUGGUGCUGGCCUUAUCUUCACAAACGGCAACUUCAAGGGCAUCAAGGACGUCAUUGAUGCUAACUGCCUUGGUUCAGCUGCUAAGGUUGGUGCUAUCGCCCCAUGCGAUGUCACACUUUAUCCACAGCGCACAUCCAUGUCACCAAAUGAUAUCAAAAUGCUCCACGCUCUCAACAUCCAGUGUAAGAUUUUCAAGGGCACAAUCGAAAUCACUGGUGAGAAGCAACUCAUUUGGGCUGGCCAGAGAGUCGGUGCUUCUGAAGCCAACAUCCUCAACAUUCUCGGCAUCAUGCCAUUCAAGUACACACUCAAGAUCGAAGCCCUCUUCGAUAACGGAAACAUGUAUGAUCCAUGCAUUCUUUCCAUCACCGAUCAGGUCCUUGCUGAGAAGUUCAACUCUGGUCUCCGCAAAGUUGCUGGCCUCUCACUCGCUGUUGGCUAUCCAUGCGCUGCUUCUGCUCCACACCUUAUCGGCGGUGCUUUCAAGGAUAUUGCUGCUAUUGCUAUCGCAAUCGAGCACAAUAUGAAGCAAAUCGAGGACCUCCAGAAGUUGCUUUCCGAUCCAGAGGCUCUUGCUGCUGCCGCUAAGGCCGCUGCAGCUUCCGCUCCAGCUGGUGGCGCCGCUCCAGCAGCUCAAGAAGAACCAGUCCAGGAAGAAGCCGCUGCACCACUUGAUCUUGGUGAUAUGUUCGAUUUCUAA